Nematocida ausubeli is the source of this 1290-nucleotide messenger RNA. RefSeq lists its product as uncharacterized. The transcript has a single exon. The record is from RefSeq and is a predicted model, not a curated record. Bases 1 to 1290 code for a protein of 429 amino acids. NCBI's taxonomy places the organism in Eukaryota, Fungi, Microsporidia.
AUGCAUGUGGAAAAGGCCUCUCAGAUUCAAAAACUAAAAAACACUUGCCCAUGGGUGAUUUAUUAUGCAAUUGCAACUGUAAAUUUUGCUGCAUCUGUGUAUUCUGAUUGCUGCAGCUGCACUCCAUUCGGCAUACUCUCAAAUCCUUUAGUGAUUUUUACUAUUAUUACAAUGUUUGUGUUCUUUUCUGUGUACAUUCAAUCCCCUCCCUCUGUGAUAGCACACACAAGGCCAGUGAGCAACAUAAUUCUAGUCAGAUUUCUUAUGCUUAUAGUUCUUUGUAAUGCAAUUGUGCUAGGAUCUAUCAUAUACAUGUGUCUAGCUGGGAAGUACUACACCAUGCUGUUUUUUUCGUGCUUGUUGAUUCAAAUUGGCAUAUACUCUGAGUACAUUCUAAAGAUAGUUUCAGCCCGGGUGUCAAGGCUUCCAGUGGAGAACUACAUUCUGUCCAUAUCAAUAGAGAUGGAAAUGGAUGAGCGAGACAUGACAUUCUAUGACUUUCAUCUUCUCUUCUACGCUGCAAACUUUCUUUUCAUCUUUUUCACCUCUGUGAUUGUGUUCUUCUGCGUGCACCCAGUUAGCAUGACAUACACAUCCUUUUUCAUUAAGAAUCUGUACUGUUUGGUUACUUACUACUGCGGGCUGUACACAUUUAUGUCUGCCUGCGUGGUCACCUUCUAUUUGAAGAUUAAUUCAGGCUCACAAAGCUUCUAUCGCUUGAUAACAAAGCUAGUUGUGAAAAAUAUCGGUGUCAUAGUGUUUAUGGCAGUUAUAAAUCCGGUAUCUGCAGUGUGCGAGUUUUUCGUAAAAAUACUUUCCAUAAGCACCAUGCUAGAGAGCCUUUUAAGUGAUAUAGGAAAUAGAUUCUUCAAGAACAUAAUAUUUUAUAGAAAGAUAGGAAUAUCCUCCAUAGUAGCAAUGUCCACUCUUCUGGAGAAGGAACCGCAUGAGGUUGUUGCGUUUAUUAAAGAAAUAGAAGGGAACAGUGACUAUCCGUAUAUAAGCUCAUUUAGCACUACACACAGUGGGCAAACAACAGAAAAACUAUCCACAUCUAUUAUUUUUUUUGUUCUGCUGCCGCUUUUAAUAGCUACUGCCUUUACCACACAAUAUGCAGAUGGCUUUGAAGGAUAUAUUAAGAUGCUUAUAUCACUAGGAUGGGUUACGUAUGCCACUGCAUGUGUCUGGUACAUAUAUUCUGAGUCUCUGUACUAUGCAGCUUUGCUUUCAAAUAUUCAAGGGAGCCCACAAGGAAAGAAGUGGAUAAAUGCAUAUCUGAAUACGCUAUAA